Messenger RNA from Peronospora matthiolae, 1275 nucleotides. The record is from the annotation of a GenBank genome assembly. Lineage: Eukaryota; Oomycota; Peronosporomycetes; Peronosporales; Peronosporaceae.
AUGCCGCCCGAGCAGGUCCGCUCGCGCUACUUAACAGCCACUGCGUCUCUCGUCGCCCCGUCACAACGUCACGACCGCCACCUCGUCCUCCUCCUCCCUGUGCAGCAGCCAGUGACGCUCCACGACGUGGAGCAGCGUCUCCUGCAGCUGGACGCCGAGCUGCCGCCGGACGGGAAGCGCCGCCGCCUGGUCCAGGCCGAAGUCAAGCGGCUGCGACACUGCGAGACGGUGCGGCAGUCGCGGGUGCGGAAGAAGAACCAGAGGAAGGGACUGCAGCGAGUGAACGCGGAGCUCGAGCGCCAGUUGCAGCUGCUGCUGCGCGCCCGUGAUAACCAGGGAAGCGCCCGCUCGAACCGGCGGAUCGCCUCGGUCAGGACCGAUUUGGUGCGACGAUUUGUUGACUUAAUGGAGCAAGUUCGUCGUCUACGGACGGACAACGCGGCGCUCCGAGACGAAGUUUUGCUGUACGAGGCCCUGGGCGAGCAGCUCGAGCGGCUGCAGGUGGAUUUCGCUAUUCCACGAGCACUUUUGCGCGAAAGUGAUGGGAGACUGUCGAUUGGCACGGUCCACUUUGAACCGCUGCGUGUGGAGGACGUGAGGGCUCUUUUAGUGGCUUCGCAUGCACAGGCGACGUCGUUUUUUGAGACGAUGCGACGCGUCGAGACGGCAGAAGAAGACAAGACGAUGGGCUGGACGCAGCACCAGCGCAUCACGAAGGACGGACGCGUGCAGUUUAACUUCACGAAACGCAUUGAGACGAUUGGGACGGACGAACUGGUGCACAAGAGCUGGGCAAUGUACUGCGACUUUGGACUGUACCACGGUAUUUACUCGUCGGUGCAGAAGCUGGAGAUUUUGCAGAAGAUUAAUGACGACACGCUCUUGAUUCGACGCGAUCUGCAGGAACAACCGUCGGCGCCUAUUUUUCGCACCGUCUUUUUGUUAUUUCGCAUCAAACUUCCGAAUGGGUACCUCAUCUGCUUUCGGUCGCAUAACCCGGCAGUGUGUGUUGUCGACGACGACGACGACCCGAGUGUUCAGUGGAUGGAGAUGUUUUAUUGGCUCAUGAUUACAGAUUCGAACGUCGAAAGAGGACACGACGGACCUGUAGACAUGUCGAUGUCGCGAGUGCGAGGCUGCGACGUGUCGUUCGGAGGCAAUUUGCUCAAUAGUCGAAGUGCUAAACAUGCUACGAUGUGGAAGUAUCAGAUAGCGAUGGCGCUGCUACGAUGGGAGAGUAACGCCGUUGCGCCAUUGUUUUCGCUGUUUGGAUAG